AUGUCUGCACCAGGCCAGCCAAAGCAAGAUUACGCCGAUAAGGGCCUCGACGCCAUUGAGAAGAAGAUUGGCCAGUCCUCUGGCCACCCAGUCGACGCGAACAAGAUGCGCAGCACGAACGAGAAGAUCACCGACAAAGCCCGCGGCAUGUUCGAGAAGGCCACCGGCAAGCAUGUGCCGGACAAGGUGUCCAACUAA
Molecule: messenger RNA, 198 nt
Organism: Recurvomyces mirabilis
Lineage: Eukaryota; Fungi; Ascomycota; Dothideomycetes; Mycosphaerellales; Teratosphaeriaceae
Exons: 3
Coding region: 1-198 (65 amino acids)
Source: RefSeq, a predicted model, not a curated record